Messenger RNA from Aspergillus puulaauensis, 2091 nucleotides. RefSeq lists its product as uncharacterized. The record is from RefSeq and is a predicted model, not a curated record. Gene Ontology annotation, biological process: regulation of DNA-templated transcription. Gene Ontology annotation, molecular function: zinc ion binding; DNA-binding transcription factor activity, RNA polymerase II-specific. The transcript has 2 exons. NCBI's taxonomy places the organism in Eukaryota, Fungi, Ascomycota, Eurotiomycetes, Eurotiales, Aspergillaceae. Bases 1 to 2091 code for a protein of 696 amino acids.
AUGAAGCGAAAAGGCGCCCCGGAGAAUCCGGUGCCUGCCAGACGCCAUCCCAGGCAGGAUCCGGUGUCUUGCGAGUUCUGUCGGAAGAAGAAACUGAAAUGCGACCGGCAGCAACCCUGCAGCAGCUGUCGCACACGUUGUCUGCAGUGUUCUUUUCCCAGCAACUCCCCUGUCCACACCCAGAAUGCCGCCAAACCAGCACGUCCGGCCUGGUCGCAGCCAGAGAGUCCCCAGCAGGAUAGUCCUGGCUUGGCCCCUCCAGGUCCGGGGCUCGUCGGCAGCAAGGAGUCGCUGGUGACCGCAGACUGGCUGGAGCAGAUUCACAUGGGCGACCGGGUGCCAGCAGCAGUGUCACCGCAGCUCAGGGCCGAACUCCACGAGAAGCGACUGGGAUACGACGAAGUCAGCGGUGCUGCGCGUGUUUUGCUCUCCAUCACCUCGCAGUCCUGGACGCCGAACCAGAAUCCAGCCACAGUCGACCUGAUCCAGUUCCUCCCGGCCGAGUCGGACUCGCUGGCUCUGUUCAGCUACUUCUGUCGCUAUAUCAGCUACUUGUACCACAUCAUCAUCCCCCAUGUCCUCGAGGGCCAGAUCAACGAGGUCUAUCGCUGCGUGGAGCGCAGGAAACCCGUGAAUCGGAGCUACCUUGCGCUUGUCUUUGCCAUUACUGGGUCUUCGCUCUUCCUGCAGUGCUCGAUACAGUCGUCGCGCCACGCAGCAAUGUGCAGCCAGCGGUUCUCGUUCCUGACUGGGGCUGCUCUGACCCAGGCAGACUACAGCUCGUAUCCAACAGUCGAGGGUCUCCAGGCGACGAUGAUCAUCUUUCACAACAUCUCCCACAUCCACUGCUGCACAGCUGUCAGUGGCUUCUUCACCAUCGGGUCGAUCAUCGAUCAGGCGAAGAGCAUGCUGCUGCAUCGACUUGAUACGCCGCAGUCUCGAGAGGGGAGGAAGGAAAGCACAAUAAUGUUGGAGACGAAACGGCGGUUAUGGUGGGAUAUCGCGUCAUUUGACUGGUGUCUGAGCUUCCUGAGCGGGCCUCAGGAGUGGACAUAUCUGGUCAACCCAGCCUUCAUGUACACCGACAAGCCUGGCAACAUCGACGACAUGGAAAUGACCAACAGCGCCAUAUCACAACCCAGCACAACACCCACGGCCAUGUCCUUCUUCCUGGAGCGCCUCAAGCUCGCCGAGACAUGCCGAUCCAUCGUCGACACCAUCUCGGCCGAGCAACUCACCGGGAAAGAAGUCGAGUACUCCAAGAUCCUCGAUCUCGAUCGCAAGAUCCAGGAGACCCAGGCCCAGUCCCCCGAUUUCCUUCGCCUCGACCCAAGUUCCCGCCGCCGCUAUGCAGCUCUCCACAAGGAGCGCCCCACUAUAGCCUGGCAGGGAUGCAUCCUGCAGCAGGCCUGGUACUCCCGUCUGUGCCGUCUGCACCGACCCUUCUUCAUCCGUGGGGCGCGCGAUCCGACUUAUUCCUAUUCGUACAUGGCCGGCCUCAGCGCGGCUCGCAAGGUGCUCGAGAUCAAGCGCCUCAUGGACGAGGAGGAGCCGCGGUUCUCGCCGUCGAGCUCGGUGAUCUGGUCCAUUAUGCACCACGUCUUCAUGGCGGCCGUCAUGCUGCUGCUGGAUGUAUGCUACAACGGCGACGACAUUCUCGCCGACAAGCGCAAGGAAGAAGUCCUCGACGCUUGCCGGAUGCUCAGCAAGGCCCAGCAAUCGUCGGCCCUAGUGAAAGAGGGAAUCGACGCCAUGAUGGGCGUCCUCCGGGGCAACUACAUCAGAAACGGAAAGCCGCUGUCUACUAAUUCGGGAUUAGUCUCUGGGGUUGAUGCAUUGGAUUCCCAGACUCUCGCCCCGCCUGUGGUGGUGGAGGAGCCCAUGCAUGCAUCAUCGUCGUUCAUCGACCCAUCAGGGGCAUCAGAUAGAACACCCCUCCAGGAGGACAGAGACCUAGAGGAUAUCUGGUCUGAGUUGAUUGACAACGGUGGUAAUAUGGACUUUGAUGCGGAUGACUGGACGGGCUUGUUCUCUAAUCUGACAAGGGGUACUAUGCCUCCUACGCAGACAGACAUACGACAUAUAGCAUAA